AUGGACCUCCCAAUGCCCGCACCAACAGCCCAACCAGCCCCCCUAACAGCCUACAAAAUCCUCUCCUUCGACGUCUACGGCAGCUUAAUAGAAUACAAACAGCACAUCCUCGCCGCCUUCCAACCCCUCCUCUCCCGCCUGCCACCCGACUCCCCCUACCGCAACACAACACCCCUAUCACUCACCGUCCCGGACUCCGCGGACAAAGGCUCCAUCACCUUCCUCCGCCUGUUCCAGAAGCUGGAAGACGCGAUCAAACUGGAGAAGCCGGUGAAGCGGUUUGACGAGAUCAUGGCCGAGAUUUGGAGGCGGGUUGCGGCGGAGUUGGGCGUUGAGACGAGCGAGGAGGAAGCGAGGGGGUUUGGGAGCGAGGGGAUUAUUUCUUCUUGGCCUUGUUUUGACGGGACGGUGGAGGCGCUAAGGGUUCUGGAGAGGUAUUAUCGUCUUGUCGCGCUGUCGAAUAUCGAUCGCUUUGCGUGGGGGAUUACGAGUCGUUCCGCUGCGAGUGGGUUGGGGGAGGUGGAGUGGUGGAAAGUAUUUACGGCCGAGGAUUUCGGGGAGGACUCGAGCCGCGCGGACGAUGCGAAGCUGGAAACGCUGCUGGCGUUCUGCGAGCAGCAGGGUUUCGGCAAGGGCGAGGUGUUGCAUGUGGCGCAGAGUUUGGGGCACGACCACGCGCCGGCUAAGAGGGCGGGGUUGGGGAGUGUGUGGUUGAUUGGGGAUGGGCCGCGGUGGGGGAAGGAGGAGGAGAGUCGGAAGGUGUUGGAGGGGAAGGUGGUAGGGUAUGGAUGGAAGGCGAGGAAUCUGCGCGAGUUCGCGGCAGUGGUGGAGAGGGAGUGGGAGGCGAAGGUCUAG
Molecule: messenger RNA, 855 nt
Organism: Neohortaea acidophila
Lineage: Eukaryota; Fungi; Ascomycota; Dothideomycetes; Mycosphaerellales; Teratosphaeriaceae
Product: HAD-like domain-containing protein
Exons: 1
Coding region: 1-855 (284 amino acids)
Source: RefSeq, a predicted model, not a curated record